AUGGAAGUGUCUCGAUGCCGCGAUGCUUCAAUGGAUAUACGGGACUAUAUCCACCGAUCUCCUUCACGCUAUCUUGCUCAAAGACGACACGACUCAAGGGGCGUGGGUCGUCUCGAAUCUAUGUUUCAGGACAACAAGGCUUCUCGGGCUACUCAUCUUGAAGAGGAACUUGCGGAUUUUAAUUUUGAGAGUUUUUCGUCGAUUGAUAGCUAUUGUAAUCACAUCAAGUCGUUGGCUGAUCAACUUGCCGAUGUUGAUGCCCCUCUCACCAACAGCAAAUUGGUUCUCAAACUCACGACAGGGCUACCUGAGGCCUAUGCCAGGACGGUAGAUAUCAUCCAAAAUCAAGAACCAUUACCCUCGUUUGCGAGUUGCCGAUCUCGACUCAAGCUUGCAGAGCGAACCAUUAAAAACCGCUUGGGAAAGGAAGGCAACUCCGGCAACCGCUCUCAAGCCACUCUCCUUACGAGCAUCGACAACCACCACGGCACGGACAACAACACCUCUGCAUCCUCUGCUUCAUCCUGUCAGAGUUCCAAAGGAAAUAAGCAAAAAAAGUCCAACUCCAAGGUUUCUGAGAAAAGCCGUAAUAGCAAUGGGCAAGUGGCCCCACAACAAUCUGGACUCAUGCCAUUUAAUUGGCAGCAACAGCCAUGGGCCGCCUGGGCUCCUUGGUUGGCUCAAUGGCUAAACCCGCCUCCAUGCCCAUAUCCUGCUUCCUCAUAG
Messenger RNA from Glycine soja, 726 nucleotides. RefSeq lists its product as uncharacterized. The record is from RefSeq and is a predicted model, not a curated record. The transcript has a single exon. Lineage: Eukaryota; Viridiplantae; Streptophyta; Magnoliopsida; Fabales; Fabaceae. Bases 1 to 726 code for a protein of 241 amino acids.